Molecule: messenger RNA, 2036 nt
Organism: Lutra lutra (Eurasian river otter)
Lineage: Eukaryota; Metazoa; Chordata; Mammalia; Carnivora; Mustelidae
Gene: C5AR2
Product: complement C5a receptor 2
Exons: 2
Coding region: 349-1362 (337 amino acids)
Biological process (GO): positive regulation of cytosolic calcium ion concentration; complement receptor mediated signaling pathway; chemotaxis
Cellular component (GO): plasma membrane
Molecular function (GO): complement component C5a receptor activity; G protein-coupled receptor activity
Source: RefSeq, a predicted model, not a curated record
CCUCAGGGUCAGGCCAUUCUGACAUAGGGGGGAUGACCUACCAUCCGCCUGAGCCCUUUCCCUGUGCCACGAGCUUUAUCACACGUUGCCUCCCCCAAACUGGUGAGGUAGGUUCACCUCUGUGACUCACUUCUCAGAUGAGGAAACCAAGAGAGAGAGCCAAGUGAAACCGAGUUAUGGAGCCCGGGUCUGCUCAGGGCCACCGGCUGUGCCACCUGCUGUCUUCUGAAUCUAAGGCUUUUGGGUGAAUGUGUUCUGGGGCCCAGAGUUCCAGAGUGGGCCUGACACGGUUCAAAACUCAACUCUGUUACUUGCUUACCUGAAUGAUCUUAGGUGUCUGGGACCUGGAUGGAGAAUACUUCUCUCAGCUACGAGUAUGGGGAUUACGACUGGGUUCCGGAUCUCCCCGUGGACUGCAUGGACGGCACCUGCAUCUCCACCUACCCACUGCGCACCGCCGUGCUUCUGCUGUACGCCGCCGUCUUCCUGGUGGGGGUGCCCGGCAACGCAAUGGUGGCCUGGGUGACAUGGAAAGAGGCCCGCCGGAGGGUCGGGGCCACCUGGUUCCUACAUGUGGCCGUGGCCGAUCUGCUCUGCUGUGCGUCUCUGCCUCUCCUGGCGGUGCCCCUAGCGCGCGGGGGCCCCUGGCCGUACGGGGCGGCGGGGUGUCGGGCGCUGCCCUCGAUCAUCCUGCUGUCCAUGUACGCCAGCGUGCUCCUUCUGGCCGCCCUCAGCGCGGACCUCUGCCUGCUGGCCUUCAGGCCCAGCUGGGGGGCUGCGGCGGGGCGGGCGCGCAGGGUGCAGGUAGCCUGCGGGGUCGCCUGGACCGUGGCCUUGCUGCUCACUGUGCCCUCGGCCAUCUACCGCCGGUUGCACCGGGAGCAUUUCCCUCACCGGCUGGACUGCGUGGUGGACUACGGCGGCUCUGUGGUGCUGGAGAGCACGGUGACCGCCACCCGCUUUAUUUUUGGGUUCCUGGGGCCGCUGGUGGUCGUGGCCAGCUGCCACGGUGCCCUUCUGUGCCGUGCGGCCGGACACCGCUGGCCCCUGGGCAUGGCCGUAGUGGUGGGUUUCUUUGUCUGCUGGGCCCCCUACCACCUGCUGGGGCUGGUCAUCACAGCCGCUGCCCCACACUCCACGCUCCUGGCCCAGGCCCUGCGGGCUGAGCCGCUGGUCAACGGCCUCGCUCUGGCUCACAGCUGUCUCAAUCCUGUGCUCUUCUUGUAUUUUGGGAGGACUCAACUGCGCAGAUCACUACCAGCUGCCUGUCGACGGGCCCUAAAGGAGUCACAGAGCAAGGAUGAAAAUGCCGUCGGCCAGAAAUCCACCAGCCAUGAUCUAGUCUCGGAGAUGGCGGUGUAGGCUGGAAGGAAACUGGACUGUGUGCGACCCUCGGAUUUCGCAAGCUAGCUUCAGGCAUAGCUGGAUCCAGUGGCUCAAUGAUAUCAUUUCUUUCUUUAUUCAUUCAACAAACAUUCACUGAACAAACAUUCAGUGUAAGGCCCUGUUAUAGGCACUGAGGAAAUAGCAGUGACCAAGAGACACAAAUCCCUGCACCCAGGGAGCCGGCAUUUUACUGGAGGAAGACAGGAAAUAAACAAAGGAGAAGAUAUGCAAUAUAACAAGUCGUGGCAAGGGCUAACCUAAAGGGGACAAAGAGGACUGAGUGGGGCAGGGAUAUAAGUAAGCUAGGCAAGGCCCAUUGAGUAAGGUGAUAUUUGAGCCCAAACCUGAGGAAGGGAGGGAGGAGUGAUGCUUAAAUCUGGCAGGAAAGCAUGUCAAGCACUGGGAGCAGCAAGUACAAAGGCCCUGAGGCACAAUAUGCUCGGCAUAUUUCAGGAAGAGCAAAGAGGCCAAUGUGGAUGAGGCAGAGGCAGCAAGAGGGAAAGUAGGGUGAGACAGAGGGAGAGAGGUAGUGGGGGGCUGGAUUUGAAAGCCUUCCAGGCCAUAGUAAGUGUUUGGAGAGCCAUGGCAGUGUUCUGAGCUGCAGUUAUCAGAUAAAAUAUAUACCAAAUUAAAUUUGAGUUUCAGAUAAA